Messenger RNA from [Candida] anglica, 617 nucleotides. The record is from the annotation of a GenBank genome assembly. Lineage: Eukaryota; Fungi; Ascomycota; Pichiomycetes; Serinales; Debaryomycetaceae.
GUGUAUGAUAAUUUUUUAAUAAAAAGUGGUAAGUUGGUAUAUAGAUUUAUUAUGUGGAGAGAGGGCAGAGGUAAGGGAUUUAUUUUCUUGGGUAGAAUGUUUUAUUUGGUAAGGCGAUAUUAAGUAAUAGAAAAAAAAAUUGAAUAAUAUAGAAUUAGCAAACAAUAUGGGAUGUAAAGGUUAUAGAACCCGGGUGUACUUGGAACAAUUUAGCAUGAAAUGGCGUCUAUACAUUAAAUUUAAUAUUAACCAUGGUUCGUAUACUAGCACUGCCUUGAAAUUGAUAGACAUGUUUGGGGUACUUAGACCUGCAGGCACGGGUAUAGGGAUGACAUAGCCAAGCAAAUACCAAUUUAAUAAUCACAAGGAAAGGGAAAUCCACAACAAUCAAAGUUGCCAACGUUUUAGAUGAAUUGAGAUCGGUUUUAAAGGGGAAGGAAGGUUAUUCGAUGAGUAUACCUUUAACCUUUCACGCAGCUGGGUUUAUUUAUGUUCUUCUAAGUUGAACCGGCUAUUUCCCAUUAGGAGAGGUGUGCAUCGUAUAUUCUGCAACUCACAUGGACACGCGAAACAGGAAAUAGGGAAAUAUCGGAUAUAAAUUUUAGUAACUGUUAAAG